CGCAGGUUGGCUUCUCUCACUAAGUUCCUGAGUUUACUUCUCUCUCUAAAAGGCAGGAUCUGACUUGCGCUUCGGAGUGCUAACGGGCAAUCCAAGCCCUCUAGGCGUUUAUCUGUGCAGGGUCGGGGCGCCUUGUGAAGAAUACUGUUCGACGAGGAGAGAAUUGGGAAAGAAUUGAGUGCGGAGAACAAGCCCAAAAUGUGUCUUAGCUACGUUUGCGGACAAGAGAGAGAAGUUUCACUAUAUUUGCGAAAAUACAUAUUACAAUUGAUAAAGUAUAUAUAAUACCUUCGGCUUAAUCUAACCCAACCUAGAAAAAAUAAGGUUAGAGAACAAGCCCAAAAUAGUAAAACAAAUAUGUAUAUUCUGUCUUCAAAUCAUGACGACAGUACUACACCAAGUUUUUGAGGGGACUGGUUACUAUGACAACACCCCUUGUGUUGUUAUUGUAAUAACACUAGUCUCCAACCAAUAGGAAGCUAGGAUUGUGAUGACUUUUUAUUAGAUGAGUUGACCUAGUGUAAAAUCAAAGCAGGGGUAUAAUUGUCAUUGUGAAAAAUUUGUUUAAAUAAUAAAAAUAAAAAAAAUAAAAAAAAAAUAUUUUUUAUUUUCUGCCCAAAAAUUUGGUCGCCGGAAUUCUGCCACCGGUCGCCGAAAACUGGUCGCCGGUCGCCGGUCACCGGAAUAUGCUUUUUUGUCGCCGGAAUAUGCUAUUUGUCGCCGGAAUAUGCUUACCGACGUCGGAAUAUGCUUACCGACGUUGGAAUAUGCUUACCGGCGUCGGAAUCUAGUCAUCGGGGCCGGAAUAUGCCUAUCGACGCCGGACUCUUCUCACUGACGGUCAUCGGAGUUCGGUCAACAAACUUCGUUGACCGGUCCACGGUCUUCGUUGACCGGUCAACGGUCAACGAUCACCGGAUGUUAUGGUUAGCAUUGUGAGAUUUAUGGUUUGGUUUCUCAUAUUUUUGUAUGCCUUUUGUGGUUUGCUUUAUCGUGUUUGUGGUUUGCAUUGAGAAGUUUCUGGUUUGCUUUCAAAAACUUUGUGGUUUGCAUUGUGAGGUUUCUGGUUUGUUUUAAUAUAUUUGUGGUGUGCAUUAGGACGUUUAUGGUUUGUUUUUUUUUUGGGUUUGAUUUACUGUGUUUGUGAUUUGCAUUAGGAGGUUUCUGGUGUGCUUUCGCAAAUGUUAUGGUUUGCUUUGUGAGGUUUGUGGUUUGUUUUAGGAGAUUUGUGGUAUGCAUUAGGAGGUUUGUGGUUUGCAUUAGGAGGUUUUUGGUGUGCUUUCAAAACUUUUGUGGUGUGCUUUGCGAGAUUUCUGGUUUGUUUUAAUAUAUUUGUGGUCUGCAUUAGGACGUUUUUGGUUUGCUUUACCGUGUUUGUGGUUUGCAUUAGGGGGUUUCUGGUGUGCUUUUCAAAAUAUUUAUGGUUUGCUUUGUGGGGUUUCUGAUAUGUUUUAGCGAAUUUGUGGUUUGCAUUAGGAGGUUUCCGAUAUGCUUUCGAAAUAAUUUUGAUAUGCUUUGUAAGGUUUUUAUUCUAUCCGACGUUCUUACUACAUGAAUGGAAUUAGUAACAAUAAUUAGUAAUGUGUAUACUUACCAGGUUUGUAUAAAUAAUAAUUACAUAGUUCUCUCUUAAUUAAUUAUGUUUUCACACAUAAUUAAUUCCUGUCUCUCUAAUUCAUUUGCUUGUACAGAGGUGAGGACAUGGACUGGAUCAGGAAAUUCACCACAACAACACAAGCAGUAGCUGGAGCAGCAUGAAUCACCAUGGAAAUACUGUACGUCGGGAAGAGCAGCCCGAAGGAGAAAGUGAGGAAGAACAACGUCAUGGUCCAGUCCGAGAGCCUGAGCCAUGUGUCCCUGACUUCACCCUCAUCUGGUUCUUCUUGGUGAGGCUCGAGAGCAUGUGGCACUCCAAGGUCCAGUACAACAAGACCGUGGAGAACGACGCGAUCAUGCAGGCGAUAGUGACGAUGCUGAGCUUCGACGGCAGCGAGCAAGGGUGGGUCGUUGUGAGCAGGGCGUCGGCGGGGAUGACCAAGGCGCCGGAACCUGGUAAGUAUACAGGAUUUGCGAUGCCGGAGUCUGAAUGGAUUGUCAGAGUUUUUGAUCGGCGCCGGAACAUAGAAGGAUUACAGGAUUUGCGACGCCGACGGUGGAAGAAAGAAGGAACAGCGGGAGAUGGGAGGAACGGAAGAAAUUGGAUACGAGGAGCGGAUUAGGGUUUGGGGAUUAUUUGUUUAAUUUUAAUUUGAUAUUUUUUUGUUAAUUUACUUAUUUAUCCUUAAUGAAUCUACACAUAAUAUAAUACACCGAAGGGAAAAACGGGAGCCCCAUUUCAAAUUUCCUGCAACGAGAGUGAAAGUAGGAAGGACAUUUUGGUCUUCACACUUACUUUUUUUAAUUCAUUAAAAAGACACGUAGUGGGAUUCGAACCAUGACCAUUUUAAAGAAAAGUAAGGAUCAUAACCAAUCACACUAAGUACAUUUGUUGCAUCUUUUUAAAUUAAAAAGAUAUAAUAGCAGAGAGGAAAAAACCCUUCCCCCAUUUCAAAUUUCCUUACCAAAAAAAAAGAAUAGGGAGUGUCAAUUUUUUCCUCUUUCCUCUGUGGAACGAGCCAACUUACCGUACACAUGCGGAUUUAAACGGGUUCAAGAGUGUCAAUUUUUUCAUUAAGCCCUUUUAUUUCUCCGUGGUGAUAAAAUAUAUAUGAAGAGGCAAAAACAAUACUUCUUUUUAUUUCUAAAAAUAAAAAAUUUAACAAUAAACUAAUGCAUGGUAUCUAAUGGGCUAACCGCUAACCAUAAAAUAAAAGAGUUGAAUUGGUUUGACCUACACGGGAUUUGGCCAUCAAGUAAAACAAAUGAACAUCAUUGGUUUGACAUUCUAAAACAAGCUAUUUUCUCUGGCAUAAUAUAUUAUGCUAUUAUUUUAUAUCUUAGUGGCUAAAAUAUAAUGUAUUUUAAAGUUAUUCAUUCAACCUCGACCAACCCAAUUAGUCUAAUUUUUAUCAUUUCAAAUAUAUAUUAUAUAAUUAUUUGAUAUCAUAAUGAUCAAAUCAUAGUGUAUUUUAUAGGGAAUCGUUUGGUAUUUGUUAGUAAAAAACUAAACAGAAAGAUCUAUUUGGUUAUUUUAAACAUUAAAACGAUCCUAACAUUUUCAGUUCCUUUUGAAUUUCUAUGGUUUUAUUCCCGAAUAAGUGAUGUGCAAAUGGCAGUCAUCUCUUUUCUUUCACUAUUUUUUAUUUUCAAAUAAAAAGUUUAAAAGUAAAGAAUAAUUAGAAUUUGGCAUGGGUCGGUCAAACAGGCUGCAUUUCAAGUUUUGGCCCCUUUUGAUCAAGUCUAAUUUAUAAUCACAUGGUUCCCUGAUACCCGAUAAAAAUCUCAAUCCAAACCAGUUUGGCAGGUGAGUCCGUGUUUACCACCAUUUUCUAGGGAUACGACAACGACGGUUCCUAUCCCAAAUCGUGUUGUUCGUUCUUUAUUUCCUUAGAUUUUAUCAUAGCCUGAAAAAAACCAGAAAGCACAAUGACGACAAGAUGAAAGUUUUAUAAACCAAAUUAAUCGGCCAACGGGCCGAGUAAAAGCUAGCAACGAUU
Linum trigynum is the source of this 3596-nucleotide messenger RNA. NCBI's taxonomy places the organism in Eukaryota, Viridiplantae, Streptophyta, Magnoliopsida, Malpighiales, Linaceae. The record is from the annotation of a GenBank genome assembly.